AUGUCGUUCCUCACCGAGAACAUUAUCCGCCAAGCCACUCUGAUCCCGCGGAUCAUCGCCAGGCAAAGUCCCCGGGCAUUUUCAACGAGCCUCGUAUUUAACCGAACGGCUACCGAGGCUAUUAAAGAUGGCGCGAAAUCCGUCGACCGCGCCGUGAGCGACAAGCUUGUUGAUGGCAUCAAUGCAACCGAGGCCGUCGGUAGCAAAUUGAAGGACGGCGUGCAGGAAGUCACACAGGGAAAGACCAGCGGCAAGGCUGCCGAAUUGAGAGGCGAGGCGAAGGGCAAGGCGAGCGAGCUGGCAGGUGAAGCAAAGGGAGCCGCAGAGCAAGCGAAAGGCAAGGUAAAGGGAGCUGUCGAUCAAGCAAAGAGCAAAAUGUAA
Ilyonectria robusta is the source of this 381-nucleotide messenger RNA. RefSeq lists its product as uncharacterized. Bases 1 to 381 code for a protein of 126 amino acids. The transcript has 2 exons. The record is from RefSeq and is a predicted model, not a curated record. Lineage: Eukaryota; Fungi; Ascomycota; Sordariomycetes; Hypocreales; Nectriaceae.